This is a messenger RNA of Xenia sp. Carnegie-2017, 1362 nucleotides long. RefSeq lists its product as uncharacterized. NCBI's taxonomy places the organism in Eukaryota, Metazoa, Cnidaria, Anthozoa, Malacalcyonacea, Xeniidae. The coding region runs from base 129 to 1172 and encodes 347 amino acids. The record is from RefSeq and is a predicted model, not a curated record. The transcript has 6 exons.
AGCUGCUUUUACUUUGAGGAGGAUGUUUAUGUAAGACAAAUUGUUUUUAAAAAAAUCUAUAAAGGUGCAGUUGGCAAUAUUUUUGUGUUUUAAAUAUUUUGUUGAAAUCAGUUGUUUCAACUUUUGCUAUGACUCUUCAAACAAAGGUCAGAGACUGUGGACCGAUAUAUAUAAAAAUUAACUCAAGUCAACGAAUGGCGGUGUUUUCUUACGCUAUAGGAGAUAGUCCCGAUGAAUUUUUUGUUGGCGUUGAAAGAAAUUGCCUUGUUGUCAUAAUGCAGUCCCAGCAUAAUUUAAAACUCAACCUUUCGGCAAUCAACGACGGCAUCUGGCAUCACCUGUCCAUCAUAAUUGGUCGCACUCGUAAAAAAAUAUUUCUUAAUGGAAGUACAAUUUAUAGCGAACCUAUGGUCAAUCAUUCAUUACCUUUAUUACGUGGUGGUGGUGUUGUUGCUAUUGGUCAAAAACUUGAAUAUUUUUCAUCAUGCAAAGAAGCAAUGAAAUAUGGCAGUUCAAAAGAUGGUGUGUACUUGAUAAAGACGGAUACUUCACUUGGCUACAGCAGAGUUUUCUGUAUGAAAAACAUAUUGGGUUGUUCUGGAGAAGGCUGGACGCUGGUGAUGAAAAUUGAUGGGGAAAAGAAAACAUUUGACUUCGACUCAUCGCUUUGGAAGAAUAAAAAUAGUUACAAGAUAGAAAAUGGUAAAACAGGAUUGGAUAAUUUGGAAACAAAACUUCCUACCUACUGGAGCACAAAAAUAAACAAGAUAUGUGUUGGAAUGAAAUUCAAAGAUGAAACAAAUUUUAUGAGCUUCAAAUUUCAGGCUAAAUCAUUGUACGAUGUUAUUGCCGAUGGAAAAUACCAUCAAACCAAUGUCAGCCAAAACGAAUGGAUGUCAUUGAUUAAAGACAGUGUUCUUCAACAAAACUGCAAUAAAGAAGGAUUCAACGCAAAGGCAGAAUUAGAGACAUUUGCUCGUAUAAGGAUUGGUAUCGUGGGAAAUAAUGAAAAUGAUUGUCGGACAAGCGACUCUUUCAUUGGUUUUGGUGGUCUAUACAACAGUAUUUACUGCGGGGGGAAAUUUCAAAUCAACAGCUGCGGGAACUCAGCUUAUUGCACAGGGAAGCCGUUAAUAGAGCUUAGAUCAAUGGGAUACAUUUUUGUUUCUUAAUUACAAUAGUGGUAAUAGGAACCACAUUUAUUCUUGUUUCAGGCUAUAUAUAUUUGUAAUUUGAUUUAUGUAGAGCUAUCUGUAGAUGUACUUUCUUUCGAAGUAAGCUUUGAAAACUAUAUUCAACCAUGUUUGUUUGAGUAAUGUUUAGCAAAUUUUUUCAAAACUUAUUAGAAAAUCAUUUUUUCAA